This is a messenger RNA of Protobothrops mucrosquamatus (brown spotted pit viper), 3880 nucleotides long. RefSeq names its product SEC24 homolog C, COPII coat complex component (gene SEC24C). NCBI's taxonomy places the organism in Eukaryota, Metazoa, Chordata, Lepidosauria, Squamata, Viperidae. The transcript has 21 exons. The annotation marks the transcript as partial. Gene Ontology annotation, cellular component: COPII vesicle coat; endoplasmic reticulum exit site. Gene Ontology annotation, biological process: intracellular protein transport; COPII-coated vesicle cargo loading; endoplasmic reticulum to Golgi vesicle-mediated transport. The record is from RefSeq and is a predicted model, not a curated record. Gene Ontology annotation, molecular function: SNARE binding; zinc ion binding.
GUUCUCUAAGAGCGCCCCCCACCUCAUCUGGAGCAUCUGCAUCAACAUCUGGAACAUUAAUCCCUUCUGGACAACCUGCCUGUAGCCAGCUUGGACAAGGAGAUGUACGAAAUGGGAUACCUGCUUCUACAGUUCCCUUGCAAAGAACCUCUGCUUCUCAACAGUUCGUGGCGGGCACAGCACCUCCUUCUAUGGCUCACCCUCCCGCUUUCCAGCAAUACGGACUGCCUCCAACUAGCACCCAACAGCUGGCCAAUCAGAUGGCAGAAAUGCAGAUAGGCAGGGGAUCAUCCUCUAUUCCAUCCCCAGCUGGACUGAACUAUGGUCCUCCAACAUCAGUUAUGCCUGCCUCAGGAAGUUUUAUUGCCCCUGGAUCUGGGCAAUAUGUGUCACAUUCAGGCCAAGGUCCACCACCUCCUAAUGUUUCUCAUGGAUUGCCUCCUACCACCUUGCCUCAGGGAUCGGGUCCCUCGGCCCUGCAUACUUCCUCUCAACCCCCAUUUGCUCCCCCACCUUCAACUGCUGGGGUUGGAGUAUCCAGUUAUCCUCCCGCUACGGGGAUUUCAAGGCCUCCCACAAUGCAGGGUGCAUUGUUGCCUGGACCACCAAUGACUGGGCUGCUGACUUCCCAGCCAAAUCAUGUGACCUCACCACCACCUCAGCCACUUAUGACAGGACCGCUUCCUAGGCCACCAGUAACAGGACUGCAGGGACCGCCUCCUGUCCAUCCUUCACAACCAGGAUACACGCUGCAGCAAAAUGGUUCUUUUGGGCAAAAUAGGGGAACUCAACCAAUGUAUGGUGCAGCUUUCCCCGGACCAGCAAAUUAUGGAAGUCAGCCUGCAGCACCACCACCACCACCUCUGCCCAAAAGACUUGACCCAGACUCUAUUCCUAGCCCAAUUCAGGUCAUUGAAGAUGACAGGAAUAACCAUGGGUCAGAACCAUUCAUCACAGAAGCACGUGGGCAAGUCCCACCUCUUGUUACUACAAAUUUCUUGGUGAAAGAUCAAGGUAAUACAAGUCCCCGCUACAUAAGAUGUACUUCUUAUAAUAUUCCCUGCACUUCAGAUAUGGCUAAACAAUCUCAAGUUCCUCUUGCUGCAGUCAUAAAACCGUUGGCUGCACUUCCCACAGAAGAGGCCCCUCCUUAUCUGGUGGACCAUGGGGAAUCGGGUCCCAUUCGGUGCAAUAGGUGUAAGGCGUACAUGUGCCCCUUCAUGCAGUUCAUUGAAGGAGGAAGACGAUUCCAGUGCUGCUUCUGCAACUGUGUUACUGAGGUGCCAUCUCAUUACUUCCAGCAUUUGGAUCACACAGGCAGGCGGGUGGAUUACUAUGACAGACCUGAAUUAUCAAUGGGCUCCUAUGAAUACCUAGCUACCGUUGACUACUGCAAGAAUAACAAGUAUCCCAACCCUCCUGCUUUUAUUUUCAUGAUUGAUGUGUCGUACAACGCAGUGCGGAGCGGCUUGGUCAGACUGGUAUGUGAAGAACUGAAGACCCUCCUGGAUUACCUCCCCAGAGAAGGAACUAUGGAAGAAUCAGCCAUCCGCGUGGGUUUUGUCACCUACAACAAAGUUCUACACUUCUAUAAUGUCAAGAGCUCCCUGGCACAGCCACAAAUGAUGGUUGUUUCAGAUAUAGCAGAUAUGUUUGUCCCUUUGCUUGAUGGCUUUCUUGUGAAAGUGAGUGAGUCUCGCACAGUUUUUACCAGCCUGUUGGAUCAGAUCCCAGAAAUGUUUGCUGAUACAAGAGAAACAGAAACAGUGUUUGCUCCCGUGAUUCAGGCUGGCAUGGAAGCUCUAAAGGCUGCCGACUGUGCUGGCAAGCUUUUCAUAUUUCACACAUCGCUGCCUAUCGCAGAGGCUCCAGGGAAGCUGAAGAACAGAGAUGACAAGAAACUGAUGAAUACCGAUAAAGAAAAGACUCUGUUUCAACCUCAAACCAAUUUCUACAACAACCUAGCCAAGGAUUGUGUGGCCCAAGGGUGCUGCGUGGAUCUUUUCCUUUUCCCAAAUCAGUAUUUGGAUGUAGCUACCUUGGGGGUCGUUCCGUAUCAGACUGGUGGCUCCAUUUAUAAAUACACAUAUUUUCAGGUGGAAACAGAUCAGGAACGCUUCUUGAAUGAUUUACGUAGAGAUGUUCAAAAAGAAGUUGGAUUUGAUGCGGUGAUGAGAGUGCGUACUAGCACAGGUAUUCGAGCAACAGACUUCUUUGGAGCUUUCUGCAUGAGCAAUACAACAGAUGUGGAAUUAGCAGGUUUAGACUGUGACAAAACAAUCACUGUGGAAUUUAAACACGAUGACAAGCUAAGAGAAGACAGUGGAGCCUUACUCCAGUGUGCUGUAUUGUAUACCAGUUGUGCAGGACAGAGGCGCCUGCGCAUUCACAAUCUCUCCCUGAACUGCUGCACACAGCUGGCUGACCUUUAUAGGAACUGUGAGACAGACACACUGAUCAACUUUCUGGCUAAAUUUGCAUAUCGUGGAGUACUGAACAAUCCAGUCAAGACUGUGAGAGAUACACUGAUCAGUCAGUGUGCCCAGAUCUUAGCAUGCUAUCGGAAAAACUGUGCUAGCCCUUCUUCUGCUGGACAGCUGAUCCUUCCUGAAUGCAUGAAACUUCUCCCUGUGUAUUUGAACUGUGUUUUGAAAAGUGAUGUGCUCCAGCCCGGGUCUGAGGUCACCACUGAUGAUCGGUCCUACAUCCGCCAGCUAAUCAGUGCUAUGGAUGUUGCAGAAACGCACGUUUUCUUUUAUCCCAGACUGUUACCACUGACCAAAAUAGAUUACAGCAGCAACUCCUUACCAACAGCAAUCAGAAACUCAGAAGAACGCCUCUCCAAGGGUGACAUAUACCUACUAGAAAAUGGCCUGAAUAUAUUUUUAUGGGUAGGAGUAAAUGUUCAACAAGGCCUGAUCCAAAACCUUUUUGGAGUCUCAUCAUUCAGCCAGAUCAACAGCUCUAUGUGUACACUACCAGUUUUGGACAAUCCCUUUUCAAAAAGAGUGCGAUCCAUUAUUGAUAUGUUCCAGGCGCAAAGAUCACGCUACAUGAAGCUUAUCAUUGUGAAGCAGGAAGACAAACUAGAUCUGCUGUUCAAACACUUCUUGGUGGAAGAUAAGAGCAUGAAUGGGGGGGCUUCGUACGUGGACUUCCUCUGUCACAUGCACAAAGAAAUUCGCCAGUUGUUGAGCUAGAGUCAGAAUUAUGCUGGAUGCCAGCAUUGACAUCUGUCAGGUUCAGCUGAUUGACUGCUCAUAGGCGAACCCAUCUCCCUUUGGAAGGACUAUAGAAAAAUCUGUGUAAUUUCAUAAUUUUAAUAUACUUCAUAAAGUUUCAGCAUCUCCCAAAAUCUUUUAGAGAGAGACAUGAACGAUCAAAACACCUACUUAGGGUGAUGAAAAAAACAGUAUGAUUCUGGGUCCUAAAUCUACGCCACUCACUAAGAUUGGCAGAAAACGACAUCAUUUUUCUCCCGACAGAAGAAAAAGCGAUCACUCUCCAAGAUUAGAUGGUGAUGCAAAGUUUGUGUAUGUGAUAAGUCUCUAUGAAAAGAAAACGAGCCAAAUAGGAAAAGGUGGUGGCUGGCCUACUCAGUUGGGACGUGGAUGUCAGAUAGGGUGGUCACUUCUUAAAAUUUGAGAAUUCAAUAUACUGUAAUCAAAUUGUAGAAUGGUGUCUUUUAAAAAAAAAAAUCCCAAAUUUUGAGCUAGGGAAAAAAAUUGACUGUGUAAUUGUGUUGCUACACAAAUUUGCCUUGAAAUGAGUAAAUGGAAACAAGCAGGUCCUGUCUCUAGGAAAGUUAAAUCUGUCUUUUGGUUGAUGUGAAUUGGCGUGGCCAUCAUGCUUUGCGAAAAGAAGCAUCUUUUUGUCAGUA